Messenger RNA from Silurus meridionalis, 1442 nucleotides. RefSeq names its product mitochondrial ribosomal protein L2 (gene mrpl2). The record is from RefSeq and is a predicted model, not a curated record. Gene Ontology annotation, cellular component: ribosome. Lineage: Eukaryota; Metazoa; Chordata; Actinopteri; Siluriformes; Siluridae. The transcript is spliced from 7 exons. The coding region runs from base 158 to 1066 and encodes 302 amino acids. Gene Ontology annotation, molecular function: structural constituent of ribosome; RNA binding. Gene Ontology annotation, biological process: cytoplasmic translation.
ACAGUGCAGUGUUUCACCGGUAGAUGGCACUACCGGAUUGUACGUGACACACACUUACGUCAUCACACCGCGACGCUUCAUGCGGAUGCUGUGCGUUGCUGAAGGACACUGUAUGAUAAUUUUUCUGUUUGGAGCAGGUUGAGGUUCUCAUGGUGAAAUGUCGGUGGCGUCUCUAUGUCAUGCUCUCAGAGCAUUUUCUCUCAGCUCCAGAGUUCUUUCAUCUCCGUUGUGCCCCCCCCUUGCUGUGAGAGGUGUAGUGGGUGCAGCCACCCUGUUAAGACCACACCCUAUUCGCUUCUUUACCACCACCAUGCCCCGACCCCAAAACAGGACACAUUGGAAACAGACGGAAAAAUACACCAUCCGGCCAAUUGGAGUCAAGAAGACUGGAGGGAGGGACUACACAGGGAAGAUUGUGAGGCAGGGCAUCGGAGGGGGCCACAAGCAGAGGUACAGGAUGAUUGACUUUCAGCGCCUGCAUUUCGAACUAGGGAAAGAGAAGGGCACUCAAUUCGAGGAGAGAGUCAUUGAAGUGCGAUACGAUCCCUGCAGGUCAGGUGAUAUUGCCCUGGUUGCUGGGGGAAACCGUAAGCGUUGGAUCAUCGCCACAGAGAACAUGAAGGUCGGUGACCUGAUUAAAAGCUCGUCUGUGAUUGGUCGGAUGGCUGUGUUGGCAAACGAGGGUGACGCCCACCCACUAGGAGCACUUCCUGUAGGAACUCUGAUCAAUAACCUGGAGCUCCACCCGGGGAAAGGAGCACAGUACAUCCGUGCAGCAGGGACAUGUGGUGUUCUCCUUCGUAAAGUGAACGGAACUGCAAUUAUUCAGUUGCCUUCAAAACAGCAGAUUCAGGUGUGUGAGACAUGUGUGGCGACAGUGGGCCGUGUGUCAAAUGUAGACCAUAAUAAGCGAAUAAUAGGGAAGGCAGGAAGAAACCGCUGGCUUGGAAUUAGACCGUCCAGUGGACUGUGGAAGAGAAAGGGUGGAUGGGCAGGGCGUAAGAUCAGACCCCUCCCCCCACUGAAGAGUUAUGUCAACCUGCCUUCUGUCUCUGUACAGCCAUGAUACACACAAUUGUGAGAGUGAGUGUGAGAGCAAGCAAGUGUAUUAUAAACAGAACAUGUUAAAGUGUAAAAUAAAUAAAUAGAUAAAUUUAUAAUUCUGCAUUGUUGGUUAUAAAUCAGUAAAUGUGAGUGUUGAUCAUGUGAUCAGUAAAUGUGUGAGUACUGAACGUGUGAUCAGUAAAUGUGUGAGUACUGAACGUGUGAUCAGUAAACGUGAGUAAUGAUCAUGUGAUCAAUAAAUGUGUGUUGAUCAUGUAAUCAGUAAACGUGUGUGGUGAUCAUGUGAUCAUGUACUAAUGGAUCUGACCCAACGUCAGCUUUUAUACAAAUGUGUGAGUCUCAAGAUUUCGAUUACAUAAAUCUCCACUUCAUCUGAA